AAUUUUGCCAUUAAAAAAAACAGCAUUUUUUUUUUUGUAAAAAAAAAAAAAAAAAAAAGAGUUACAAUUUUCAAAUAUUUUAGUAGCAAAUUUGCCUUAAAUAUUAUUUUAAGAAGAAACGGAUUAAUCAAAACUACUAAAUCAUAAUUUGAGCUUAGAGUGAUAAUCAUAUGAGUCAAACAAGAAUUUCAUAUUAACAACAUUUCUAUCCAAAAAUGGGUUUCUCUGCUUUGAUUCGAAUCGCCAAAAGAUUAUCUUCGUCAUCAUCUUCAUCUUCAUUGUUCUCAUCCUCAGCUUCUUCCAAUGGCCUCAACACCAUGCGAGGUGCCGUUUUUUGGGAAACCAACAAACCCCUAACAAUGGAAAAUUUCCAAAUCCCAAGACCCAAAGCCAACGAAAUCCUAAUCAAAACCAAAGCUUGUGGAGUUUGCCACUCUGAUCUUCAUGUUAUGAAAGGUGAAAUUCCUUUUCAUAAUCCUUGUGUUGUGGGUCAUGAAAUUACUGGUGAGAUUCUCCAACAUGGACCCCAAACUGAUUCCAAGAUCAUUCGAAGAUUUCCAAUUGGAUCUCGUGUUGUUGGAGCAUUUAUCAUGCCUUGUGGUAAUUGUCACUACUGUUCUAAGGGGCAUGAUGAUUUAUGUGAAGAUUUCUUUGCUUACAACCGUGCAAAAGGAACUCUUUAUGAUGGUGAGACUAGGCUGUUCCUUCAAGACUCUGGACGGCCGGUGUUCAUGUACAGUAUGGGAGGCCUUGCCGAGAUGUGUGUUGUGCCAGCCCAUGGAUUGACUAUCUUACCCGAAUCAUUGCCCUAUACCGAGUCUGCAAUUUUAGGGUGUGCUGUGUUUACUGCUUAUGGCGCCAUGGCUCACGCUGCUGAAGUGCGUCCUGGGGAUUCUGUUGCUGUUAUUGGAAUGGGGGGUGUUGGCUCAAGUUGUUUGCAGAUAGCAAGAGCAUUUGGUGCGUCUGAUAUAAUAGCCGUUGAUGUUCAAGACGAAAAGCUGCAAAAGGCGAAAACUUUCGGUGCAACUCAUACGGUAAAUGCAAUGAAAGAAGAUGCUGUUGAUAAGAUAAGAGAAAUCACCGGAGGAAAGGGUGUGGACAUUGCCGUGGAAGCGCUGGGAAAACCGCAGACGUUUUUGCAGUGUUUCAAAAGUGUGAAAGACGGAGGGAAGGCAGUAAUGAUUGGAUUAGCACAGGCCGGUGCUUUCGGGGAAGUUGAUAUAAAUCAUCUCGUUCGAAGAAAGAUAAAAGUGAUUGGAUCAUACGGAGGGAGGGCGAGGGAGGAUCUUCCGAAACUGGUGAGAUUAGCAGAGACGGGAGUGUUCAAUCUGAAAGAUGCUGUUUCGAAAGUGUAUAAAUUCGAGGAUGUUGGGAAGGCAUAUGAAGAAUUGAACAAGGGUGCCAUUGUUGGGAGAGCUGUGAUUGAGAUUAUGUAAAAUGUAAACUAAAUUAUCUAACUUUUCUCUACUAAGGCUGUCUUUGUUUUAUAACACACUAACACUGUUUGGUGUGGUGUGAUUAGGGAAAUGAAUAAAGAUGACAGCAUUGCUUACUUUGCUCA
Messenger RNA from Cannabis sativa, 1561 nucleotides. RefSeq lists its product as uncharacterized. The coding region runs from base 216 to 1436 and encodes 406 amino acids. Gene Ontology annotation, molecular function: oxidoreductase activity. The transcript has 8 exons. The record is from RefSeq and is a predicted model, not a curated record. Lineage: Eukaryota; Viridiplantae; Streptophyta; Magnoliopsida; Rosales; Cannabaceae.